UAACAUGGGAAUGGUUGGUGAUAUUAAAAUCCUGUUUGUGGCACAUUAGUACAUGUGAGGGGGCAAACUCCUCAAGAGGGGUGGUGACCAUGAUGGCUAUUUAGAAGUCGGCCUUCUUGGAUACAACUUUUGUUUUUUCAAUAGGAAGAGGGCCAAGAGGGAUGUGACACAUCAAACUUACUGGUAAUGUCACAAGAAAAACAAUGGUGUGCUUGGUUUCAACGUAACUUUAUAUACUUUAUAGUGACAUAUCAAUGGCCCACCCUGUAUAUUAAGUAAUCCAAAGUAUUCAGAAUACGUUACUCUCACUGAGUAUCGGAACGGAAUACAUUACGAAAUACAUUUUGGGGCAUGUAUUCUGUAAUCUGUAGUGGAAUACUAUGAUCGAAUACCUUCCCAACACUGUGCAUGAGUGGUUCUUUCUUUUGCCCCAGUCUUGUUUGCUCCUCGUGUAGUUCCUCCACAUUAGCAGGGCUUUCUGUAAUGUAUCUAACUUUGCUUUUCAGUGUCAUAAAGCUGUUGAAUUUUACUUGAAAUACAGCACGGCAGUUGGAAAGUUGGAUCACCUGAUUCUAACUUGCACAUUUUCUAACCCCCUAUCUUCUACCACUGAUAGUGGUCUACAGUGCAGAGCAAUCCAUUUUGGGAGAGAAUUUGUGAGUUUGUCUGAUGUUGACUUACUAAUUUUGAUCCUGAAAUCAGUCAUUUCCUCAAGUUUGGGCUGCCAAACUGGGACUGCUAGCUCUAACAGCUCCCACAGUUUGCUGUGCUCGCUGCAACAUGUUUUGCAUUUAGAUGGUACCGUAAGGUUGAACUGCUUCAGUGGUAUGCAAACUCCUUUUUGCACAGUUUGCACAAAACCAUGCUUUUAUCAAGGCUUCCGUCGGGUUGUCUUUUAAAAUAAAAUUUUCCUCAAAUCAGUCCUAGCAACGUGCUGUCAUCUGAUUCUUCUAGCUCUAUACUUCAAAAACUCAAUAACGUCUGGUGCCCCUUGUGUGUAGCAGCCGGUUACAGCAGCUCUGCUCAUUUCUGAGCUUCUUCCUUAUUAUCCUCUUUACUUCUCUUAACCUUUAGUUUAGUAUUAGCAAUUAGAUUCUGCCAUCAUGCACUACCGUUUCAUGCUAGUUCUGGUCAUUUUCUCUUUAUCUUUUUCCCCUUUUUUCACCGCUUUUGGAAACCCGGCGCACAGCUCCUUUGUUUAUGUUAGGGAUCUGCUGUUAGCGCUGUGCCCUGCAGCUGCAGCUGUGCUAACGGCAGACAGACCCGACAUAUUCAGUGAGCUGAGGUGGAUGAGACGGGGGAGUCGUGCUGAGAGGGAGCAUUGUCGCCCAAGAAGGAGACGCUACAAACCAUCUCUCCCUUCUGUGAUCAUGGGAAAUGUGAGAUCGUUAGGUAAUAAGAUGGAAGAGCUAUCGAUGCUAACCCAGUCACAGAUGCUACACUGCCAGGAGUACCGGCAGUGUAGCAUCAUGAUGCUAACAGAGUCCUGGCUAACACUGCUAACUGCGGAGACGAGUGUGGAGCUCCAGCUGCUGCAGGCGGACAAGACAAGAGAGAGUGGUAAGAGGAAAGGAGGGGGACUGGCAGUGUUUGUGAAUGGCAGAUGGUGUAACUCUGGGCACAUCACUGUGAAAGGACAAGUCUGCAGCACAGACAUUGAGCUGUUAGUUGUAGCAUGCACCCAUAAACCUGCCCAGGGAAAUCUAGCAUGUUAUCGCAGUCAGCAGACUGCAAAUGCCAUCUCUGAGAGCCCAUUUUUAAAUAUCAGGGGACUAUAAUCAUGUAUCACUGGACUCCGCACUGCCCACCUUCACCCAGAAUGUGCCAUGCCCCACCAGAGACAGUGAAACAUUGCACUUACUGUAUGAGAAUGCAAAAGAGACAUACAGUUCAUCACCUCUCCCGCCCCUGGGAAGAUAUGAUCACAACUUGGUGCACCUUGUUCCUGAGCCAUUAGUGCACAGGGAGGCACCAAUCACAUGAGGUGGUCGGAGGAGAGCUCUUAAGUACUGUUUUGAGUCUGCUGUGUGGGAGGUGCUUUGUGACGACCAAAGAGAGGACAUCGACAGCCUUUUGACCUGCGUCAUGGGCUACAUCAACUUCUGUGUGGAUAACACCGUACCCACCAGGACCGUGCAGUGUUUCUCCAACAACAAACCUUGGAUUGCCCCAGAAAUUAAAGCUCUCCUCAAGUAGAAGAGGAGGGCCUUCAAAGCUGGAGAUAAGGAGGAGCUGAAAAGGGUUCAGAGAGAGCUGAAAGCUCAAAUCAGGAACGGGAAGCUACAGGGACAGCUACAGGCAGAAAAUGGAAAACCAGCUUCAGCAGAAUAAUGUUAAGUCUGGAGAGGCUUAGAACCAUCUCAAGCCACAAAGAUCAGAACUCUCUGCCCAGGGGGAUGUGAGGUGGGCAAAUAAACUGAAUCACUUCUUUAACAGGUUUGACUCAUUCAGGAUGCAGUCUUCAAUAUCGGUUGCAGACACAUCCACCCCCACUGCUGCUUUUCCACCUCUGACACCUCAGAUACUUUACACCUCCUCCACUCAUUUUGCUCACUACUCCCCACCCCCAGUCACAGCAUCCAGUACACAUCCGACACAUGGCUCCAGCCUGUCUUUCUCAACCAUCCAGGUUAGGAGGGAACGGAGGACAAUUAAAGAAGGAAGCGGGUCCUAAUGGCAUCAGCUCAAGGGUUGUCAGGUCCUCUGCAGAUCAACUGUGUGGGGUGAUGGAGUGCAUCUUUAGCCUGAGCCUGAGGCUGGGGAGAGUCCCACAGCUCUCAAAAAACUCUUGUGUGCUACCAGUGCCAAAGAUUCCACGUCCCAAGGACCUCAACAGCUACAGGCCGGUGGCUCUGCCAUCCCACCUGAUGAAGACCCUGGAGCGGUUGGUCCUGGUUCAGCUUCGGCCCCCGGUGAGCUCAUCACUGGACCCACUUCCUACCAGCCUGCAAUUGGAGUGGAUAAUGCCGUCAUUCACCUCGUGCAUCGUUCCCUCUCUCACCUGGAGACCGCCGGGAGCACUGUGAGAAUCAUGUUUUUUGAUUUCUCCAGUGCCUUUAACACUAUUCUUCCCACAGUCCUGAAGGACAAGCUGGAGAACUCAGGAGUGGACCAUCACCUCACAGCAUGGAUACUGGACCACCUCAACAACCAACCACAGUAUGUGAGAACUCAGGGCUGUGUGUCACACAGGGUCGUCUGCAGUACAGGGGCCUCACAGGGAACGGUUCUGGCUCCAUUCCUUUUCACCAUCUAUACUGCAGACUUCUCCCACAAUUCCACCCAGUGCUUCCUGCAGAAGUUCUCUGACGACUCUGCAAUAGUCGGCUUCAUCAUUGAUGGGGACGAUCAGGAGUAUCAGGAUAAUUUUUGAGCUAUCACUGUCUUUUGAUGCUCAUGUCAAGUCAGUGACCCGCUCCGGCUUUUUUCCUCUAAGAAACAUUACCAAGCUCAGUACUAUUGUAUCCACAGGUGUAAUGGAGAUGCUUGUCCAUGCCUUUAUCUCCUCUCGUUUAGAUUACUGUAACGCACUCUUUUCUUUUCUGUCUAAGGCUUCCCUAAAUCGCCUCGAAGCGAUCCACAAUGCCGCAGCAAAGGUUUUAUCCCACAGUCAUAAAUUCUCUCACCCCUGUGUUAAAAUCCUUGCACUGGCUUCUGGUUGAGUAUAGAUAUCAGUUUAAAAUCCUCACUUUUACAUUCAUGUCCCUACAAGGUCUCAAAUCUGGUUCUUUUAUUCUUUUACUGGACAGAGAAAACACGACUCAGUUGGGCAAAAUAUUUAUAAUUAUUUUAUUUAAGCAUUACUUUCCAGAAAGGGAUGUGCAGAAGGCUAAACCCUCCACAGAUCUGAAUCAUUACAAGCCGAAUGCAUAUGAUAUAGUUCUGUUAUACGUCACACACAGUUUUGAUAAAAACAACUCCUGCGCUUCACCCUGCCAAGUUUCACUUCCUGUCUACAUCCUGUACUCUGCAGCUCUCAACAAAACGUCUCAUUCUGAACAGUUUCCUGUGUUGCUCAGUGAUCUAUGACCUCUCACCCACCUUAUGACUUUUCUAAUAUACUGACCUAACUAAAACAAUAUAAACAGCAAAUAAGCACUGAGAAUAUAUAUAUAUUUAUUCUUUAACAAAGGUGAGGCCCCCACUUAUAUCACUGAGCUUCUUCUACCCUACUCUCCAAACCAGAUCAUUAGACACACUGAUAGUGGUCUUCUAACCAUUCCACAGACCCGUUUGAAAAUUGAGGGAUCGCGCUUUUCAAACCUUGGCUCCAAUAUUGUGGAACAGUUUACCUCCACCACUACUUACCAUCAACUCUGUAGCUUCUUUAAAAACCCCCAGCUCAAAACACAUCUGUUUAGACAGGCAUUUAGGUAAUAUUCAUGUGUAGUGUACUGUUUUAUUGGAUAUGCUAUUAUACCCUCUUUAUAGUGUUUUAUUGUUUUGAUAGAUAUGCUUUUAUUCCCAUGUGAAGCACUUUAAAAAGUGCUAUAUAAAUACAUUGUACUUACUAUUUCUUUUUUUAAAUAUUACUGUCAGAGUUUUACCCCUGAUACUGCUGGAUAAAAAGAAGCUCACUCAGGAACGAGGUCACACAGAACUCAAGUUUUCACUCGCGAGAGGGAAGCAGUUGUCUCCAACCCACUUCAACUUGCUUUCCCCCUGCAGUCUUAGGUCUCAGUUGCAGCACCCCAUCCAUGUCUGAUCUUGCUCCGGAACAUUCAGCAAAAACUACCACGGUCUUCCACUCUAAGAAAUGACACACUGAUGUUGUUAGCAUUAUGUAAAUGUUUUAUGUUAAAACUAAUGCCACCAAUUGAUUUUUAACUUUAAACACAAGUAUGUUGUUUUGAAUUUAAUUAACAACACAAUAUUUCAAUACAACAAAAUUCAGUAAAUUAAAUCCAACGUAAAAAGUUCAUUUAAAAUGAAGAGCACUUUAAUUUAAAGAGGAUUGUCCUAAUAGGCUCUCCGUACUUCUGAGUUUGCACAUGUGCAGUGUGGAAGUUUGAUCAUCCGCCAUUUUCAACUGAGACUUGCAUGUGCUUAGUAUCCUGGAUAGAAUCCAUCACCAUCUGAGGAUUAUUUGGUGAGACUUGCCUACUACGACUGAUAGUUUUAAAAUUACUCCCAACAUCUACCGCACCUGCUGCCUGACAUCAGUAAUGACCGCCGGGAGCGCCAGCGAUCCUGUAGUUUGAAGAAUGAAAUGUUGGUUAGCUAGUUCUGUCUCUCAAUAGAUGCAACAAAAGUGGCUCAGAUGUGGUUCUAAGUAUUUGAGGUUUUAAAUGUGGAAGUGCAGACAGUGUGCUGAAAGUGUUUUGACAAGCUCAGCUUUCAGACAUCCAGAAGCUCGAAGUGAAAUCAGGAGCCUUUGACCGCAGGACCAAGGAGGUUCAUCAGUUGCACAUUAAAACCUGUGAGGAAAAAGGGGUAAGCUGCUUUGGUGUAAGGACAGGAUGUGUUUUAACUAAGAGCUUAUCUCACUUUAAUGUGAUAAGUGGAUACCCACCUGACAUUGUCCACGAUCUAUUCGAAGGCAUAGUUCCUGUUGAACUGGCAAAGUGCAUUGCAGUGCUAAUAUCUAAAAAGUUAUUUACUCUUCAACAUCUGAAUAAUCUCAUACUGUCUUUUCCCUACAAAUGUGGGGAUAAAACUAACCGUCCUCAUGUGUUACCCAAAAACCUGCAGCAGAAGCACACAAUUGGUGGGAAUGCACAUGAAAAUUGGUGCCUUCUUCGAUUACUUCCACUAAUUGUUGGAAAACUUGUUCCUAUUGAUGAACCUGCAUGGCAGGUGAUAUUGUAUUUGAAAGAUAUUGCAGAUUUGGUUGUGGCAAAUGUUUAUACUUUAGGAUCUAUUGCAUAUCUGGAAUGCACAAUCUCAGAUCAUCGUAAAUGCUACCAAGCACUCUUUCCUGAUCAAAAGUUGUUGCCAAAGCAUCAUUUUCUGGAGCACUAUCCUGAAAUGAUUAAAUGUUUUGGUCCUCUUGUAUCAUUAUGGACUAUGCGGUUCGAGGCCAAACAUAGCUUUUUUAAGCAGGUUGUUAGGCACAUACAUAAUUUCAGAAAUGUAACAUUUACACUGGCAAACAAGCAUCAGCUAAUGGUUGCUUAUAAUUUGCUUCGCCCUGACAAUGAGAAGUCUUCAUUGGAAGUUUUGCAAACCUCAAGAGUCUCAAUUGAUAUCCUUCAUGAUGAUGUUGUACUCGCUUGUACAGAAGCACCCAGAAAUCUCUGAAAUAAACCUGGCCCAAAGUGUCACUGUCAAUGGUAUCAGAUAUAAAAAGGGUAUGAUAGUUGUACAUGGAUCCUGUGGUGGUCUUCCAGGAUUUUCAGAAAUAAUGCAGUUGUGCAUUAUUAAAGACGAGUUGACUUUUAUUGUUAAAAAACUCAACUCCUAUUAUAGAGAACAUUAUCGAGCCUUUGAGUUGCAUCCAACAAGAGAGUUCGCAGCAGUUGAUCAGAAGGAACUUGCUGACCACUAUCCAUUGGCUGAAUACAAAGUUGGAUCACUACGAAUGGUAACCUUAAAAAGAUUUGUACAUGUUGCUGAAUGAAAACAAGAUGGCUGCAACUUUAAGAAUCAUUCUUGGAGAGGACAACGCAUCGAAAUUAUCUCUUCCCAAUGGGAUACCCAGUUCACUAGAGUACCUCAAGGAAGAAAUUAGAAGGCAGUUUGGUUUGACUGGAAACUUCAGGCUUCAGUACAGAGACAUUGAAUUUGACAACGAGUUUGUGAACUUGACACUGCCUUCAGAAAUCAAGUCCACAGUUAAAGUUGUUUACUUGCCAGUUGAGUCGGAUGAAGUCUCUCUCAAUGCCACACCCCCGGGAUGACUGUUCCACCCCAUGUUCACUAGCUGAUACAGACAUUCUUUCUUCUGCUGAAUCUACCUCCUCAGAUUCUUCACUGAGAUCACAACCAUGGCCCUUGAAAUUCCAAAUACCUGAGUUUAGUUAUGAGGUGCAGUUUCAGUUAGAACAAGGAAACCAAGCCUUCCUUAACAAUGGUACUCUUCUGCAUCCAAGUACCAAACUCAAAUCUGAUAUAUUGCAAAGUUUGGCAUCAGAAAUGGCCAAAUACAAAAUCUAUCCUUCCAGCGCAGAAUUUGAUAAUGUAGCGGAGGCCCUGAUAACAAAAUAUCCAUGCUUAAAGGAGAAAGGUUCAGUCACUGGCUAUUAUGGAUGGAAAAUCAGCCUGAAAUACAAAAUGGCAAACUAUCGAACCAGACUAAGGAACAUCGGCUGCCAAGAGCUGACCAUUAAUUCAGUGAAAGAAAAGCGAAGUGGCAUGGGUCCAGGUCCCAACCAGGUGAAGAAGCCACGGAAGGCAGAAGUCAACUUCUGUCCGGAUUAUCCACCAGGUGAAACUAAAGAGAGCCUUGAGGAAGAAAGGAAAGCUCUUCUACUAGAGGUCAAAAAGAAGAAUAACGAUCAACUAAUAAAAAGAAAAAUGGAAAAAACCUUUGCCUACCGAAGACAGGAAAUCAUCAAAGGCAUGCCAUUCAUUGCAGAGGUCAAAAACAGAUGGCCUGCCCUGUUUUCAGAGACUGAGGUUGUUGCAGAGUUCACCCGCAUCACCAUGGUCCCUUUGUUGUCGACUUUCAUGGCCAAGCUGGACCGCUAUGCUGACCACCUUCUUAGAGUGUUCAAAAAGAAGGGGGGGACAGCUAAACGCAAUAUCAACUUAAUCAUGGCAGCCAUGGAUGGGAAUCCCAGCGUUGAUGUUCGACGGGAAUGCAUUCUGAAAGCUGUCUGUGUCUACUUAAAUGAAAAGCCAGAUGACCUGUUCAAGGAAUUCUUGGAUGUGGAUCUUGGUGCAAGCAGAGAAACGGAGCAGCUGACUUUGGGAGUCUAUGUUGUCAGACAUGAAGGAGCAGACUCUGCAGAUACACCUGAGGACAUUGGUGUCAUCAUAGAAGGAUGCACUGUGCUGCAAGCUCUUAGUGAUAUGGCAAAGGGGUGUGCCCUCCUGCUUGGACUAAUCUACAGUCUAAAUCUGAGCUACCCAAAGCACCUGAAAUACACAUUUGAAUUUCUUCAGAAGGUGCUGAUGGAGUUGGAUGGGAACAACCUAUCCAUGAAGGUGCAGGUUCUGAAAAACAAACUGCUUGAGUGAAACAGCCUGCACUGAACUAUAGAGGACACUGAACUUUAAGGUUCUCGAACCCUUUUCCUUGCACUUCAUAAACUGUUCAGUUUGAAUUGCUGCAAGAACUUCUGCAAGCCUUUCACUUUUCUGCGUUCUUUGUUCUUGAACCUUUACCAACAUCCAACUACACUGAAAAAGACUGCUGCUAACUUUGGACUUCAGUUUAAGUUUUGAAGCAAAGGUUAUUUUUCUAAAUAUGGACAAAAAUGACACUAAAGUCAUUUCUACCCGCUGUUUGUAGGGCUGUAUUGUGGGAUUUUCAUUGUAGCCCAGUCAAGUUUAAAAUAAGUCAUGUUAAUGUUAAAAAUGUUGGAAUCACAACACUUCCCAGUUUUAAUCAUUUAUGUAUCUUGUCUUUCUGCACUUAUAAUGCACUUAAAUAUAUGUAAAGAUUGUUUAUGAAAAAAGAUCUAAAAGCAUUUGAAUUAUUCAAAGUGUUUACACACACGUUUUACACAAAGUGUUAUUAAAGUUAGGUUAACUGAACAAACUUGUGUUCAAUUUAUUUAAUUUACAAACUUAAAUAGAGUAAGUUGCAAUUCUGUUAAAGUGAUUUAAUCCUAUAGUUUCAGUACAGCAUGUUUUGGGUGAGUAGAUUUAUCAGAUGUACUUAAAAUUUCUUGUUCAAAUUAAAUGUAUCAUACAUUUUACAUUUCACUAACCCAGUUGUGUGGAACCGGGUGACAUAACUGGGUGGAGUAAAUACAACAUGUUAUUUCUUAAAGAAAGUAGACCUUGUUUUGGUUGAGUAGGUUUUAUUUAGUCCUCUCAAUUUAAGUCAACAAGGUUAGUUAGAUCAACAUUAUGAUAUUCAGCUAAUACAACAUGAUUCUUUUGAUUUGCAUUUAAUUAUCCAAAUGUUAUCAGAUAUACUUAAAAUUUCUUGUUCAAAUUAAAUGUAUCAUACAUUUUAUAUUUCACUAACCCAGUUGUGUGGAACCGGUUGACAUAACUGGGUGGAGUAAAUACAACAUUUUAUUUCUUAGAGUGUGUAGUCUAUUACAGCUGUUAAAGAAACAGUCCAGGAACAGGUCACUCAGGUUAAUCCUGUGUGAACAACUGUAAAUAUUUUUUUCCCUUCUUUAAAUAUUGUUGGUGUAUUGGAAAUAUUCUUGUUCUAUUGUUAUUGUUAUUUACUUUAUUGUCAUUAAAUAAAUAUCCAUGUAAAUUUGUUCAAAGUUAGCAUUGUUCAUACGUUUCAAAUACCUGUAAAUAAAAUGA
Oreochromis niloticus (Nile tilapia) is the source of this 9375-nucleotide messenger RNA. RefSeq lists its product as uncharacterized. The coding region runs from base 6805 to 8121 and encodes 438 amino acids. The record is from RefSeq and is a predicted model, not a curated record. The transcript is spliced from 10 exons. Lineage: Eukaryota; Metazoa; Chordata; Actinopteri; Cichliformes; Cichlidae.